Messenger RNA from Tetranychus urticae (two-spotted spider mite), 1640 nucleotides. RefSeq lists its product as uncharacterized. The record is from RefSeq and is a predicted model, not a curated record. Lineage: Eukaryota; Metazoa; Arthropoda; Arachnida; Trombidiformes; Tetranychidae.
AUUCUAAACCAUUAGUUGUAAAAUUAGUUUCGAGCAAAUUGAGUUUCCUUAAAACCUAGAGACUUUGCAUAAAUAUUUACUUUUGAAUCAUUUAAGUUGGCAUUUCAUUGAAGUUUCCUCAAAAUAAUGAAAACGUCUUGUAAUGAUAGCAUCUUGUAACAUGAUGUUUUCGCUGAAUUCACUUGAUGCUUCACCCUUCAACUGGAGCUAUUGAAAAUAGAAUGCCAUGUAAAAUCUGUCAAUCCAUGGAGUCCAACCUUUACUCAGAUGAAACUCUGGUCAUCAAUUGUAUGCGUCACUUGAAGAAAUUGUUUGAUUGGCUUUUGAUUCUUAAAAAGGGUUACCAUCAAGAUGCGCCAACAGUACCCAAGAAGACCAUCUAUCGACUAGCCGCUGCUCGCUCGUUGACCUAUUUGGUUACAUUUCGAAUGAUCUUUUGCCUUUCCAUUGAUGAUGUUCACUUGAAGUAUCUACUCGGGUAUCCUUACAAGGAAAAUGCUGAAGGAGUUCUUCUUUCUAUUCUCAUGUCUUUAACUUACAUUUUAUUUUCAUUGCUUCGUGAGUUGGUCUAUUACUUUGAGUCGAACGGUAAAAUGGCCGUCACAGUUGAAUUGAAUUACUUGUUGGCACUAACACCGGGACAACUCCAUUCACUCUCUAGAUUAAAAGUAUUUAUCCGUUACAUGAAGUACUUCCUGCCCAAUUGGAUUGCUUUAUUUUACUUUUUCCUUUGCAUGACACCGAUAUUCUCAAUUCAAAUUCGACUGAUUAACCCUGACAUUUGGACAAACCAUGUCUACAUUAUUUCGAGUAUCAUAUGGAUGAUACCUGAAGCGUUGACCAUAGUUUACGUUGUCGGUGGUUUGAUUAUAUUUUUUGGGCACGCAUUGAUGUUUUUAAUGAUCUAUUACAGUAGACUUUGUUACCUGUUGCACCAGUUUGGUCGACUUGUUGAAAUGGAAUGUUCAACAACUCAGGCCAAUGAACUUUUAAUCAAAUUGAAUUAUUCGUUUAUCAAGUUUCUCAACGAUAUAACAAAACAGGCCUACGAUGUGAGAUAUGUCUGGUUGUACAUGUUGCUACUCGCAUGUGGACUCAACAAUACCUGCCUCUAUUGCGGGACCAUUAAACAGAUCAAGCCAAUUAUACUGGCCUUUUCAUUGACAAUUUAUGGCGUUUGUGAGUUUGUUAUUUCAGCCAUUGCUAUUCACAAGGCUGGUGAAAUCAUUGAAAAGAUUUAUGCAAUCCAUAAUCACUAUAUAAAAUUAUCGUUAAAAUUGAAAACUCGCCUGGAUACAAGGUUAAAGGUUCUUGAGAUAUUACAGCGGAUAAUGAGUCCGAGAACUUGUCCAACUAUCGGAGACUUUUUCGAGAUCAAGAAAAGUGUUGUCAUGACUUUUAUAAUGGAAAAUAUUUGUCUAAUAUUGCUGAUAACUGUUAAUGCAAAUCGGUAGCAACACUUGUUACUCUCAAAAACGAUCCAGUUUCAGCAGAAUGAUUCGCAAUACCAAGCGGCUCUUCAAUAAACUACAAUUUUCAUUCAGUUUCAUUGCUUAAUUAACCAAUAAGGUUAAUAAUAAUCUUCAAGUUAAAAAUUUACUUUUUUCUUGCUUAUUCCGAUUUUUGAACAAAUUGGAAAA